Molecule: messenger RNA, 2055 nt
Organism: Cordyceps militaris CM01
Lineage: Eukaryota; Fungi; Ascomycota; Sordariomycetes; Hypocreales; Cordycipitaceae
Product: C6 finger domain protein, putative
Exons: 5
Coding region: 1-2055 (684 amino acids)
Biological process (GO): positive regulation of transcription by RNA polymerase II
Cellular component (GO): nucleus
Molecular function (GO): DNA-binding transcription factor activity, RNA polymerase II-specific; zinc ion binding; transcription cis-regulatory region binding
Source: RefSeq, a predicted model, not a curated record
AUGGCGGAAAACUAUCCGCAGUUUCUUUCCUCCAUGAUGGCUGGCGCAGAAGCGCACGUACCCAUGAGCCCGGAAGAGCUAAAUCACCCCUUCUUGUCCGGGCCGCAUAUGCCUAUCAAUACGAUGCCCAUCAACUACCAGAACUUUGGGCAUUUUACCGGAUUUCCAGGGCCUUCGUUUGCUUUUCAGCCAUCAAUAUCCAAAGGACGGCGGAAGUCUGCGUCGGCGGCCUCUGCAGAUACAGAACAGGUUAAACAUCGAAGAACGAGAUCAGGGUGCUUUACCUGUCGUGGCCGGAGAGUUAAGUGCGACGAAACCCGCCCAAUUUGCGAGCGUUGUCGGAAAGGCGGUAGAGAUUGCGUUUAUCCUGACCCAUCAACCUCCAAGGCUAGCUCACGACAGAAAGAAUCCGCGUCAACUUCGGCCUCUAAUCAUAGUCCAACGUCUUCCAACUCUGAGGACCUAGAGCAUGAUGACAGCAAGCGCUCUACAGCAGCGCUCGAUACGAUACCAUACGAUGACGAACAGUCCAUCUAUCCACAACACCCGCUCAAAAACAAGCUAGUACUUCAGAUAUCCGACUACAAUUCGCAGGAAAAGUACAGUUUGUCACCCUCGCCCUCCAAAGCGACCCCAUGUGAUCAGUUCUUCUCCGGCAACCAAGAAUCUGAUUUUCAUUCUUUUCUGCUGGGAGACCAGAGUCUUUCCAGUUUACCGAGCGACUACCAAAUGCAUUUGCAAUUUCUGUACGAAAACGUUACUUGUCAUCACUACUCCCUUACCAACGACACAGACAAUUUCUUUGUUCGUGGUAUGAUCAUCGAGGCAUCCAAGAAUCAGCUGCUUCUUAAUGCAGUGGUGGCGUUCGCUGCUUAUCUGCGAAGCGUUGAACAAGCUGAUGGAGAGCUCCGAACCUUUUUACUUUACUAUAACCGCAGCAUCACGUUACUUUUGGAGUGUCUAAAACAAGAGCAAACGCAUAACCUUCCAACCCUCCUCAGCAUUCUGCAGCUGGCAACAAUAGAGGAGUACUUGGGCGACUGGCUAAACUUGAUGGGCCACCAAAGGGCGGCUUUGGAGCUUUUAACCAAGCUGUUUACACCCCAAACGAUCAUGGAGACACGUAUUGGUCAAAUUUGUCUAACCUGGUUUUCUCGAUUCGACGCUGCGAUGUCCUUUCUCCGAACAGGCCAGUCGAAAUUUCCGCGAGACUGGCUUACUGAGGCCGCCACAUAUUAUCGAGAAAGAAUCAAUGACGAGCCAACGGAAUUAAGAUGGCGGGCCGAGGAGCGCCUAACGCGGCUUCACAUAAUCAGAUACGACGUGUCUGUCUUGCUCUCCAGUGUUGCCGAGGGAGAGAUAUCCGAAUCGAAGUUUUCCGAGCAGCACGAGCACAUCACAACUCGGCUGAUCAAAUGGAGAGACACGUGGGACCCCAUGCUAACAGCACCGAAGUACGCUGUCCAGGAUUAUUCGUGGCGUCCAGCAACGGAUCCAGAUGACAUUAUCGACCCAUGCGAGCCCGGUUUGCUCUACAAUCCACCUCUCAUUAGCUCAACAAUUGCGUUGGUGGAGUGGCACUCCUUGAUGAUAUUACACAUGUCGCUUGCCAAGACAGUCCCGCGAGAAAAGCUCAAAGGGGAUCAGCUGAGGCACGGGUAUGCGUUGUGCCAACUGUUCGAAGCGCUGGAAUACUGGCCUUCGACGCCGAGGGGCAUUCUCUCGAGCCUUGGAAUACCCAUGGUGCUGGUGGCAUUCGUUCUACCGCGAGAUAUGCGACAUCGAACCUGGCUAUGGCGAAAACUUGCAUUGCUAGAAACUAUGGGGACGAUCCAAACCAUGUCAUUCCGAUCGAAAAUGGCCAACCUGUUCCACGAUGAGCGCGCAAUGCGAUGGUGGCUGCCUGACGACAAAGGUUUCAGCUCGAUGCUGCAGAGCAUCCGCAACUUUGCUGACGAGCGGCAUAAUGUGGCGCCUAAUGGACAGCUAGAUUAUGGGCACGCUCUGGGAAGAGUAUUUGGCGAGCUCGCUCUUGGAGGAGAUAUAGCACGAUGA